Messenger RNA from Myotis lucifugus (little brown bat), 1485 nucleotides. It is a transcript of the gene CBLC, whose product is annotated as Cbl proto-oncogene C. The record is from RefSeq and is a predicted model, not a curated record. Lineage: Eukaryota; Metazoa; Chordata; Mammalia; Chiroptera; Vespertilionidae. Gene Ontology annotation, molecular function: SH3 domain binding; receptor tyrosine kinase binding; ubiquitin protein ligase activity. Gene Ontology annotation, cellular component: plasma membrane; membrane raft. Gene Ontology annotation, biological process: negative regulation of epidermal growth factor-activated receptor activity; cell surface receptor signaling pathway.
AUGCGCACAGUCCGGGUGUACAUCUGCGACCCGAACCUGGCCUGGCCGUCUGGGGGGGCGUGGCCUGCGGCGGUGGGCGGAGGGACCGCCCGGCCCCACAGCGCCCCUGGUGGCCGCCCGGCGCGCAGCGGGGCUGAGCACCUGGCACAGGCGGCGCAGGACUUACUCUUCCUCUCCCUCGCCAACCUGGAGGCCAAGAGCAGGCCGGUGACAGCGCUCCUGCCGCCGGGACAAAGGAGUGCCAGCGACGAGCUCUACCGAGAGGGGUCCAUGCUCAGGCGACAGCUGGCCAAGCUGGCCCUUAUCUUCAGCUACAUGUACUCGGAGCUGAGCGCGCUCUUCCCCGGGGGAAAGUACUGUGGACACACAUACCAGCUCACCAAGACCGAAGCCCACGCCUUCUGGAGAGAACAUUGCGGAGCCCGGUGUGUGCUGCCCUGGGCUGAGUUUCAGUCUCUCCUGUGCACCUGCCACCCCGUGGAGUCAGGCUGCACAGCCCUCGCCUUGCGCUCCACCAUCGACCUCACCUGCAGUGGCCAUGUGUCCAUCUUCGAAUUUGACAUCUUCACCCGGCUCUUCCAGCCAUGGCCAACACUCCUCAGGAACUGGCAGCUCCUGGCGGUCGACCACCCAGGCUACAUGGCCUUCCUCACAUACGAUGAGGUCCGCGCACGCCUGCAGGACUGCAGGGACAAGCCAGGCAGCUACAUCUUCCGACCCAGCUGCACUCGCCUGGGGCAGUGGGCCAUCGGCCACGUGAGCUCAGACGGCAGCAUCCUGCAGACCAUCCCUCACAACAAACCCCUGUUCAAGGCGCUCCUGGAAGGACAAAAGGAAGGCUUCUACCUCUACCCAGAUGGGAAGAACCACAACCCAGACCUGACUGAGUUCUGCCACAUGGAAGCCCAUCAGCUCAUCCACGUGUCAGAGGAGCAGCUGCAGCUGUACUGGGCCAUGAACUCCACGUUCGAGCUCUGUAAGAUCUGUGCUGAGGCCAACAAGGACGUGAAGAUCGAGCCCUGUGGGCACCUGCUGUGUAGCCGCUGCCUGGCCGCCUGGCAGGUGGGUCUCCCCUCUCCUGAAGGGUCUCCCCUAUGCCUCAGGGAUCAGAUGGGAAAACUGAGGCCCAAGAAAGCGGGGACUCACUCAGGGUCACUCAGGAGCGAGGGCCUGGAGCCUGGCUGUCUGUGUCUGUGUGUCUGUCCCUGUCUCACUCUGCGGCUGUCCCCUCUGCUUCUCCUUCUCCAGCUACAUUAUUCAUGGAAAGAGCUCCUCCCUUCCCUCGCUGGGCAACCUGGGGCUAGUGGCUUCACCUCUCUGAGCCUCGGCCUCGUCUCUGGAGAACAGAGCUGACCCUGGUCACCUCCCAGGCCCACAGGGAGGGUCCAAGCCCUGAAGCCCACAGGGAAGGCCCCUUGGGGAGGGGAGCUGAGGCCAAUGCAUGACAUCACCCACUUUUUACUGUAAUGUAAAUGCCGGACAUUA